Gymnodraco acuticeps is the source of this 2046-nucleotide messenger RNA. Its product is annotated as zinc finger protein 583-like. Gene Ontology annotation, biological process: regulation of transcription by RNA polymerase II. NCBI's taxonomy places the organism in Eukaryota, Metazoa, Chordata, Actinopteri, Perciformes, Bathydraconidae. The coding region runs from base 358 to 1668 and encodes 436 amino acids. Gene Ontology annotation, cellular component: PcG protein complex; transcription regulator complex. Gene Ontology annotation, molecular function: DNA-binding transcription factor activity, RNA polymerase II-specific; RNA polymerase II cis-regulatory region sequence-specific DNA binding. The transcript has 3 exons. The record is from RefSeq and is a predicted model, not a curated record.
ACCUACAAGUUGGUUUGCCAACCGCCAAAAAACACCAAUGAAGAAGAAGAAGAAAAACCGAGAGAAGAAGAAGAAGAAGAACCCGGGUGGCGUCUCGUCGCUAGGUCACUACGGUUCUCUGUCUUUCUGUGUUCCUGAGACAUUGUGUGAGCUCCAGCACUACUGAUCCAUCAUCUGUGCGUUUGGAGAAUCCUCCGAAUGGACUGUGUGCUCUUUUUUCUGGAGCGUUUACCUCCGACUAUAGGAGCUAGCUUAGCAUGCUAGCUGGAAACACGUUGGUAGUCAGAUUGAGAGUUUGAUGGAGAGAAAGGAACAGUGUGUUUAACGGAGUUUGCAGGAAAAGGUGAUCUAGUAGAUAUGAGUAAAGACCAAAUGCUGCUUUCGUUGAAGAAGCUGCUACUCACUCCUCCUGGUGAAGAGAUAUUUGCUCUGUUUGAAAAAACGAUGGCAGAGUACGAGGAGGAGCUGUCUCGUUCAAAAGAGGAGAACAAGAGACUCCAGAAACUACUGGACGCUGCUUUACAGCCUCAGCUUCGGAUACACAGAGCAGACGUCCAGCAGCUGGUAGUGGUUAAAGAAGAGUUUCUCCCUGACCAGCAGGAGUGGAGCACCAGUCUGGACCAGGAGGACCCAGAGCCCCCCCCACACAUUAAGCUGGAACAGGAGGAACUCAGGAUCAGUCAGGAGGGAGAGCAGCUUCAGGAGCUGGAGGAGGCUGAUAUCACCAAGUCCACUUUCACUCCUGACCCUGUGAAGAGUGAAGAUGAUAAAGAGAAACCUCAGUCCUCACAGCCUCAUCAAAGACAAACUGAACACAUGGAAAAAGAAGCUGAUGGAGAUGACUGUCGAGGACCAGAACCAGCCAGGAACUCAGAUCCAGAGAGCAGUUUACAACCAAAGACUGAGGACGACACUGGAGACUCUUCUGAACCUGACACUGAAGACAGUGCUGAUUGGAAGGAGACCAGAGAACCUGCAUCAGGCUCAAACUCACUGAAAAAUAGACAUGAAUCUGUCAGUGAUCCAAGGUUUAGUGCUGAAAAUAAACCAUUCAGCUGCUCAGUCUGUAAGAAAGCUUUUUCACAUAGUGUACAUUUAAAGAGACACAUGAGAGUCCACACAGGAGAGAAAGCACACAGCUGCUCAGUCUGUAAGAAAGCUUUUUCACAGAGUGGACAUUUAAAGAGACACAUGAGAGUCCACACAGGAGAGAAAGCACACAGCUGCUCAGUUUGUGACAAAGCUUUUUCACGGAGUGGACAUUUAAAGAGACACAUGAGAAUCCACACAGGAGAGAAACCAUACAGAUGCUCUGUCUGUACGAAAGAUUUUUCACGGAGUGGACAAUUUAAGGAACACAUGAGAAUCCACACAGGAGAGAAACCAUAUAGAUGCUCUGUCUGUAUGAAAGCUUUUUCACGGAGUGGACAAUUUAAGGAACACAUGAGAAUCCACACAGGAGAGAAACCAUACAGAUGCUCAGUCUGUAAGAAAGCUUUUUCACGGAGUGGAAAUUUGAAGGAACACAUGAGAAUCCACACAGGAGAGGAAAUAUUCAGCUGCAACGUUUGUGACAAAAGAUUUAAAUGGCAUUGUAAUUUAAAAAGACACAAGCGUGUUUGUUGUCAGUCCUCACAGCUUAAUGAAAUUCAAACUGAGGAUAACUGAGAGGCAGAGCCUCCAAUCAGCAGCUCAGCUGAACACAUGGAAGGUUUCUCAUUUCUCUAAUAGACCUAUCGUUAAGCCACGCCCCUUUGAAAACUCGGACAAACAAAGCCGACCCUGAAUGACUGUUGACAAUGGCCGCGGGGGGAGUCCAAGUUAAAAUAACAUUAAAAUAGAAGCAAGAGCUAAUAAAAGCAACAGCAGAUGAAAGUUAACAGUUAAAAGCAAGAGUAAAAAGGUAGCCAUGUAUUUCUUUAUAUAAAAUAUCUAAUCUUGUUGCCUGUCGUGUGUAGUGGUGACUGUUGUGUAACCAUUGAAAUGAUCAUAUGAUGUUGAAUGUUAGCAGUGGUGUGGUGGUCACUACAUUAAAUCUAUAACUGU